AUGGGAGUCAUGCUUGGCAGCGCAGCGGCAGCGGUAGCAUGCCUGUCCGUGUACGCCUACCGGCUCAAUAAGGUGCUGGCCUCUACCCCCCCUGAGGCGGGUCGGUACGCCAUGCCCAGGCUGGCGGAAGAAGAGGCCCGCGCCGUGUACGAGCAGGUGGAGCGCGAAGGGCGGAACGGCGGCUACGACCGCGGAGACAGCGACGGCCACGGCUGCGCGAACCCUUUUAGGGCCCGGAUUCAGGCCGGGAUGCCUACCAGGCGGGACAGGAGGUACAUCGUCGUUGGCGGGUCCGGCCUCGUGGGCGGCGAGAUCGUCCUUGCUCUGCUGGGGAACGGGACGCCCGCCGAGGCGAUCCGGAUCGUCGACGUCAGGGAACCAAUGAGGGAUGAGUUUCGGAGGGGCAGCGGUGCGGCCUCGCGCGUACCAGUCUUCCUGGUCGAUAUCUCGUCUGAGAGGGCUGUCAGGGAGGCUUUCGAGGCGGAGUGGCCGGAUGAGGAGGCUUUGGUGUCCUCAACGAUACCAACGUCAACUGUCUUCCAUACCGCCGCCGUCAUACGCUGGGGAGAGAGGUCGAAUCUGUUCUGGGACCGAAUUGCGCGCGUCAACAUUGCCGGCACGGCAAACGUCAUCUCCGCCUCGCGCGCUGCCGGAGCGGGUAUACUGAUUUACACGUCCAGCGCGUCGGUGGAGAACAGGGAGGUCAACUGGUUCCCUGCCCCGUGGAGGCGGUACCCGACGAACUUUGUGCAGCACAUCGACGGGUCAGCACCGGGCGGGUUCUCCACCGACGAGGGGGGGAAGAAGAGCGACAAGCCUGACGACCAGUAUCCCACGACAUAUGCCAGGACCAAGGCGGUCGCGGAGAAGCUGGUGUGCGAAGCCGAUGACUCACCCUCUGGAUCCUCCUCUGGAUCUAGGAUGAGGACCGGGGCCAUUCGACCCGGAAACGCCAUAUACGGACACAUCAAGGACCCGGUAGUGGGCCAGAUGCUCUCCCUGAGAUGGGUGCCGAGCUUCAACGCGGCGUGGGUACAGAGCUGGGUGUCGAGCGCCAACGUGGCCCUGGCGCACGUGCAGCUUGAAUCGGCCAUGUUGGGUGAGCACGUCGACUCCGUGGCCGGCAGGCCAUUCGUCGUGACGGAUGACGGGCCCCCCAUCAUCUGCAGCGACUACUACGCCCUCCUCAGUGCCACGAGCCGGACGGGGUUCGAGGUCACGCGCCCGCCGCCGCUGCUGUUUCUGUCCAUGUUCUACGUCAUUGAGGCCUGGGCCAUCCUGUCCACGCGGUUCCCUGGAACACUGGGCAGAUUGCUGGGCGAGCCGGGACCUCCGAUCGAUGUGCUGCAACCGGGGACGGCUGCGGCGGCUAUCAACUCGAUCAUUCACGACCACGAGGCGAGAAUGCCGGUUGGCCAGGGAGGAAUGGGCUAUCGACCUGUCUGUACGACCGUUGAGGGGAUCUGUGCCGUUGUUGCACAAUGGAAUCGGUUCGUUGACGAGGGCAAAGACAAGGACAAGGAAUGA
This is a messenger RNA of Geosmithia morbida, 1527 nucleotides long. Its product is annotated as Nucleoside-diphosphate-sugar epimerase. Lineage: Eukaryota; Fungi; Ascomycota; Sordariomycetes; Hypocreales; Bionectriaceae. Gene Ontology annotation, molecular function: 3-beta-hydroxysteroid dehydrogenase [NAD(P)+]/C4-decarboxylase activity; 3-beta-hydroxy-Delta5-steroid dehydrogenase (NAD+) activity. The record is from RefSeq and is a predicted model, not a curated record. Gene Ontology annotation, cellular component: endoplasmic reticulum. Gene Ontology annotation, biological process: ergosterol biosynthetic process. The transcript has 2 exons. Bases 1 to 1527 code for a protein of 508 amino acids.